Molecule: messenger RNA, 1458 nt
Organism: Lodderomyces orthopsilosis Co 90-125
Lineage: Eukaryota; Fungi; Ascomycota; Pichiomycetes; Serinales; Debaryomycetaceae
Product: putative carboxylic ester hydrolase
Exons: 1
Coding region: 1-1458 (485 amino acids)
Biological process (GO): medium-chain fatty acid biosynthetic process; medium-chain fatty acid catabolic process
Molecular function (GO): acetylesterase activity; monoacylglycerol lipase activity
Source: RefSeq, a predicted model, not a curated record
AUGUAUGGGUCUGGGUUUUUCUUAUCAAGAGUGGAGAACCACAUUGCAAGAAAGCCAAUUAGAUUCACCAAAAGACAACAAGAAGGUAAAUCAGUAACAACCGCUGCUGAUUCUUCUACCACUACAUCUGCUACCUCUGACUCAACAACAGUUCCGGAUAUCCUCAAAAAUGAUGUAGUCGAAUUUUCACCAGAUCAUGCAUUUUAUAUUAAUCCACUCUUAUCAUCAGGUCAUACUCAAACUGCUUAUUCGGCUAUCAACAAAUUUGACAAAGUUCAUCAAGUGCAUUACAAGAGGCAAAUUUUAACUAUUGAAGAUAAACCUUAUACUUUAUCAACUGGUGAAAAAUUGAAGUAUGAUCAAUGGAAAGGACAGUCAACCAUUGCUAUUGAUUAUGCCGUAAAUGCAAACAAAUUCCAGCAUGAUCCCAAUCAUUUACAAUAUAAACCAUCACAUCAAAGUGAUAGGUUACCUCCAAGAACUGAGUUUAAGAAUCCCGACCAAGAAUUGGUUGAUGAUUCUAAUGAUAAACCAUUGGUGAUUGCAUUACAUGGAUUAUCAGGCGGUUCAUAUGAAGCUUAUAUUAGAGCAGUUAUGGAAAAAGCAGUUGAUGAUCCAUACAAUUUUGACGCUAUUGUUUUAAAUUCUCGUGGAUGUGCUUGGCAUACAAUCACUAGUCCACAAUUAUACAAUGGAUUGUGGACAAAUGAUUUAAGAUACUUUAUUAAUGAAUUUGUCACUAAAAAAUGGCCAAACAAACGGAUUUAUUUAAUGGGAUUCUCCUUAGGAGGAGCUAUAUUGGCCAAUUACUUGGGACAAGAAGCUGAUGCGGUAUCUCCACAAAUUAAAGGAGCAGCAAUGUUUGGUACACCAUGGGAUUUUCCAGAUGGGGCAUAUCAUUUAAGAGAUAGUAUUGUUGGACAUAAAGUAUAUUCACCAACAAUGUGUCAAAACUUGUUGAAAUUAUUGACUCGUCAAGGUGAUUUAAUGAGUCAAUCACAUGAUGUAAUUAAACAAUACAAACAAGAUCCAACUAAAUUUCAACUCAAGUUUUUGAAAGAUUUCGAUGAUUAUUUUACUAGUCGAUUAUUUGGGUUAAAUUCAGCAAAUGAAUAUUAUCGUUUAGCAUCUCCCAUACAAAGAUUAAUGAAAAUUAGAGUCCCUACUUUGAUUAUAAGCUCUAAAGAUGAUCCAAUCACGGGUUCUAGAUCAUUACCUUAUUCAGAAACUGAAUUGAAUCCAUAUGUUACCAUGGUCACGACAACAAUUGGAGGUCAUUUAGGUUGGUUUACUUGGAACGGAGGUAGAUGGUACACAUCCCCAAUAUGCCAAUUUUUCAAUGAAUUGGAUAAAUGGGAUGUUGACGAAAGCAGUAUUGAUAAAAAUGUAGAUUUACCUUUUGAUAUUUCACACAGUUGGAAGUAUGAUAGGUUAGUAGAUAAUAUGUUAGUGGAGUAA